GAGCUAAAAAUUGAAGAUAGACGAGAACUUCCUCUAGUUCGAAAUUUCAGAUUUUUCCUCGAUCGAUUAUUCUCUCUGCCAGAAUUUUCCGGGAAAAUUACAAUUUUCUCGGAGACUUUUUGAUCAUGAACUGUGUCUCUACAUUCAAGUUUACUCCAUCCAUCGUUCUAAUUCCCUGUGCACAAUCAUCAAAUCCUGCGAAAUUUCUUCACAUUUCGAGCUCAAAACCCUCGUUUUCUCCCAGAUGGCGUAAUUACGCUUCUUCUUCUUCUUCCCCAAUUCGAAGGAAAACCCUAACCCUAGUUUCUUCGAAAUCAUCGGAAGCGGAGGAGGUGUCGGAUACGGAGGAGGACGAGUGGCUGGAGAAGCUACCGGAGAAGAACAAGCCACUGUAUUCGCAUAGCUUGCCUUGUAUCGAGGCGUGGCUGAGGAAAUUAGGGUUUUACCAAAGUAAAGACGAUAGAGCUGUUUGGUUGAUUCAGAAACCUGAUUGGCACGCCCAAUUAUCUCUCGAUGUCACAGAUCUCUGCAUCAGGUACUUGAAAAGCGGACCGGGAAGUCUAGAGAGAGACAUGGAAAGAAGGUUUAGCUAUGCAUUGAGCAGAGAAGAUACCGAGAAUGCCAUACUUGGAGGACCUUGAAUAACCAAGAGUUUGUUGAACAUCUUUGUUGAUAACACACUGUACUUAUGCUAUUCCGUUUUCCAUUUUAUGAUGCGUCUGCUUCUUUGAUCCAAAACAAAAACCAAAAAAAGAAAGCAAAAAUUUAGUUUAAGGUUCUUUAGCAGGUACCAGUAAAAUUCUCGAAGUCUUGAAAUGUGAAUGUAAAAAUUUAUAUGCUCAUAAAGAUUUAGCUAUGAA
Eutrema salsugineum is the source of this 860-nucleotide messenger RNA. RefSeq lists its product as uncharacterized. Bases 126 to 641 code for a protein of 171 amino acids. NCBI's taxonomy places the organism in Eukaryota, Viridiplantae, Streptophyta, Magnoliopsida, Brassicales, Brassicaceae. The record is from RefSeq and is a predicted model, not a curated record. The transcript is spliced from 2 exons.